AUGACUUCUACUAAAGAAGGCUGUUUCCCGUCAAGUUAUAGUGGCAAUCAUCUCAUUGAAUCUUUGACAAGUUUGCCUACUAACUUCUUGUACCCAGAUUCGAGUCAUGCAGCGAUCGCUACCGUUGCCAGAGCCCUGGCCAGCGGCGCAGCCUCCGAGUCAUCUAAUAAUGACUAUGAUGACUCGGAUGACUUCAAGUUGUCGUUGGACCUAGCGUACGGUCAGAGUCAUGAUGACCGUAGUAGUGAUUGGAAGGCCCUACCGUAUCCGAGUCAUGAUGACAGAUCGCAGCACAGUCACAUUUUCCCUGGCGCACAGGGUGACCUAGCACUCGCUAAUCCCACCAGUUUUUCCAACGCCGAUUUAUACACUUCGAAUUCUCAUCGAGAGUCUGAACCUUCCUUCCACUCAGACUCGGUCGCCCACCAGGCAUCCUUGGCGGGCGUGCCAGGUUUACAAACCAUUUCUGACAGUUUCAGCAUGGACCGACGUCAGGGUCAGUCACAGUUGUACCGGCAGCAGGAGGCUCAGAAUUAUGAGGAUUGGGUGGCCUUAUCCAAUUCGUCGCGUAUCUGGUUGCCUUACAACGUACCUGGCAGUCGUAGUACUUUCCUUGGCACACAGCACCUAGAUCCAAACAAAUUUUAUGCCAAUUGUUACUCUCCUCAAGAGCCUGGACCUUUCCAACCCUACUCGGACUUGGUCACUCACCAGGCGCCCUCAGAACCACGUGUAGCUAAUAGUUUCAGCGUGGACCGAUCUCAGAGUCAGCAGUUGCAGCGACAGUGGGACGCUCAGAGUCAUGAUGAUGAUCGCUGGGAGGCCCUACUUGGCAGAUCGCAGAGUACCUCAGGCUGGUCGCCAUACAAUAUAUCUGCCAGUGGCAGUCAUACUUCCCCUGGCACACAGCACCUAGCACUCGCUGAUCCCACCAGUUUUGGUGCCGAUUCACAUACUUCAAGUUCCUCUCGAGAGCCUGGGCCUUCAAAAUCCCACUCCGACUCGGUCACCCACCAGGCGCCCUCAGGCACGCCAGCUGAUAGAGUCAGUGGUGUCGAAAUCGACACAAGACUCCUAACAGUACCUCGACUCAACGUCAGCUUGCCAUUACAUCGGUUUCAUCCAUAUCGUAGACCCGGCGCCGUCCAAGCUAGUCGUGAUCCAAUACUUUUGGACUCCAACUUGGAAAUGGAUGAAAUUAGAGAUUGUUUGGCAAUGUGCUGCAAAUCCCUAUAUGGCAUCUGGGAUGCCCUUGGCGAGAUGUCUGAACAAGACUUUAUAGCCUUUAUUGCAGACCUUCUUACGGGGGAGAAGUUUCUUAACGGGCCUAUUGAGGUCGAAGGGGUAAUGCGUAACAUUCCCUUUGGACAUGUUGUCAACACUAUUCGCGUUGGCAUGGGCCUCCUCGGCAUGCUCGCCCAAUUCCAUUUUUGCAUCUUGCGCAAGGUAGUCUGUCAGACUCAGAUAAGGAAUGCGUUGGCCAAUGAGUCACGCUUUAUAAACCUCGUAUCGACACCUGAAAUCACGCAUACAAUGGCAGUCGUCGAACUCGGUUUCGUUACAUCCCCUGCCAGCGUCCUAGCUAGCCAGAAGAGACAAGAGAGGGCAAAGGAGGCAGCCAAAGCUCCCGGGAGUCUAAAACGAUUAGCGAUGACACCACUGGGCUCACUGGCAACCAGUUCACAUUCACGUUCAAGUUCUGAGUCGAAAAUAUUGCCUGCUUAUCGUAUGCCACUGGUCACCUGCUCAAAACCCAUUGCUCCGUGCCCGUCGUUAUGGCCAGACGCUAGCAGGCACCAAACUCUGGCUAGCAAAGUACCUAUCAGUCACGGUACCGGUGCAGGGCAACACUCCAGUACUGAUGAUGAUAGGCUCGAAUUGAACGCAUUAGAGGCUGACUCUGUUUUGGAAGAACCUCCGUGCCCUCAGAGACGAAUCCCAAGAGAUUUUGAAGAUAUUCCUCUUCCUGAUGGGGACAUUGAUAGCUCGCAUAACGUCGAUGCUUUGCCUAUUCGAAAUCCAGCCCUGCCUCAAUCUAGAAUCCAGAGAGUCCUAUUAACAUUACGUGACGCACUCCAGACCCCCUUUAAUUCUCUUGAGGCCAACUCAGGCAUCCUCCCACCUCCAUACCCUUUUCACAACAUGACGAUCUACCGACUCAUGUCUUGGAUGAACUCCGGGAGUAAUAAGAAAUCCGAGCUCGAAGUCGCCCGUCUCGUCAAAGAAGUGCUGCUGGCGAAGGACUUUGACCCAAUGCACCUGGAGAACUUUUCAGUAAGGGGAACAUUACAGAAAUUGGACAAAGAUCACAGCAGGAACAAGGUCGAGUUUCCAGAUGACUGGACUCAUGCCACUGUUGCCAUCAAAAUUCCUACUAAAUCGAAGGAGGACGAUGGAAGACUUUUUUCCAUUCCAGGGUUUCAUUUCCGCCCCCUCGUCGAUGUAAUUCGGUCCGCUUUUGUUGAUAUUCAAGCGAGUGCGUUUCACCUUUCACCUUUUAAGCGUCUGUGGAAGGAUCCGUUAGAUGGUCACGAAGAGCGAAUCUUCGACGAGUUGUAUACAUCCGACUCCUGGCUGGAUGCGCAAGAUGAAUUGCAAAAGCUCCCAAGAGAGCCCGGAUGUGCACUGGAACGGGUGAUUGCUGGUCUCAUGUUUUUUUCUGACGCUACGCACUUGGCAAAUUUCGGAACGGCAAAGGCCUGGCCCCUUUAUAUGUACUUCGGAAACCUCACGAAGUAUGCUCGCUCUGCGCCAAAGUCCGGCGCAUGUCACCUGGUGGGAUUUCUGCCUUCGCUACCUGAUAAAGUUAAAGAUAUUUUUAGGAGCUUGCCGCGCAUAUCCAAGAGCGGCAUGGCUGCUCUUCACACCCACUGCCGGCGCGAAUUAUUUCAUGGAUGCUGGGAGAUCUUACUAGACAAAGACUUUCUUCAUGCAUACCGCCAUGGUAUUGUGUUGAGGUGUGCCGACGGAGUGUUGCGCAGGAUAUUUCCUCGAAUAUUCACAUACUCGGCCGAUUACCCCGAAAAAGUUUUAAUUGCCACUAUUAAGGACAUGGGCUCAUGCCCGUGCCCUCGUUGUCUCACACCGAAGAGCAUGUUUACUUCUCUUGGUCUCCUUAGCGAUAUGAGGAGCCGGAUAUCCAGUCUUCGAGUCUACGUCGCGACUAAUGUUAUCAGGGCACGCGAAUUUAUUUAUCAGGGGGGAAACACUGUGGACGGUAAGAAGGUCGAAGAGACGCUUGGCGGGGGCUCUUGGGCACCUAUCUUAAAUAAAUUUGUCGAGAGGCUUGGAGCGCUGGGCCUCGACACAUUUCAGAUGCUUGUCGUGGACUUGAUGCACGAGUGCGAGUUGGGUACAUGGAAGGCAUUAUUCACUCACCUCAUUAGGAUCCUGUUCUGCGACUUUACCUGCGCUGUUUUCGAUACUGUGGAACUGCCAAAAGAGAAGGCGGCUCGCCAACGAAGGGUCGCCCAGCGUGCUGGCCCUAAUAGUAUCCCUUCGGAAUCUAGCGGACCAAGGGUGAAAGUAUUUAAUUUGAGUACCUACAAGUUCCACGCAAUGGGAGAUUACCUGCGAACUAUCAAGCUCUUUGGAACUACAGAUUCAUUCACCACCCAGAUCGGAGAGCUGGCCCAUAGAGCUAUUAAAGCAUUCUAUCCACUCACUAGCAAAGUCGACACUCCGGCACAGCUAGCGAAGCACGAACACAGACGCCGGGUACUACGGCGAGUUGCGGAAGCAGCAAAUAUCUCCUCAAACCAACAAUCACCGGCUGACUCUCAUGCUUCAUCACUGUUCCAAGACCAUCAUUUCAUCGCGGACAAUCACAACGAUCCAGUGUCUUUGUUCACAUUCCUCCGGGAGCACGACGGCAACCCAGCUACCAAGCACUUUAUCCCCAAACUUAAGGAUCACCUUUUGUAUAGGCUAAAGAAGUUAGAUGUUACUCAUUGCGACCGCACGUUCACAGAUAAUGAACAAAACUCCCUCAUCAUUCCUAACAAUACAAUCUACUCGAUCCAGACAAUGCAGAUACACUAUACCACCUACGAUAUGAUGCGCGAAUACGACACUAUCAGCCCCAGGACCCAUCCAGAUGUCAUGGUACUUUCGGGAGAAGCCUCACCGAGCCACUCAUACUGGUAUGCUCGUGUGCUGGGCAUCUAUCGCAUCGACACGUGGAUCGAAGGGGUUUGUCGAACCAAGAAACAUCACCUCGAGGUUCUGUAUGUUAGGUGGCUUGCGCCAUUAAUAUCUUCAGACUAUGAGUCGGGCAUACAGCACGCUCGCCUUCCGAAAUUGGUGUUUGUAGAGGAAUCGGACCACGACGCAUUCGGAUUUCUCAAUCCAGACCAAGUGAUCCGCGGAGCUCAUCUGAUUCCUGCCUUCGCGUCAGGGCGUGGUGUAAGUUCACUUCGCUACGGAAAAUCAUUGGCGCGUCCCAAGGAGGAAUUGACUGACUGGGAGGCAUAUUAUGUUGGGAUUUUUGUCGACCAGGAUAUGUUCCUGCGUUAUACUUCUCUAGGUGUGGGACACCCAGUAGCUUUGCGGAAGAUCAUCAGAAACUGUUUUGAUCUCGAGUCAGCUACACUGGCGACGGAAGAUAUGGAUGUCGAUGGAAGCAGAAGUGAUAGUGAGGAUCACGGAGAUGACGAUGAACAACGGAUGGAUGAUGGUCUCGGCAGAGAGGAGUCGGAUGACUUUGAAGGUAUUGAAAUUGAGGGAGAAGAUGAUGAAGGAGAAGAGGACGGGGAGGAGGGGGAGGAAGAUGAAGGAGAAGAGGGUGAGGGGGAGGAAGAUGAAGAGGAGGGAGACGAGAGAGAGGACUUUGAUGAUGAGCUUGAUGAUGAGCUCUCAUUUUGA
Molecule: messenger RNA, 4863 nt
Organism: Suillus fuscotomentosus
Lineage: Eukaryota; Fungi; Basidiomycota; Agaricomycetes; Boletales; Suillaceae
Exons: 19
Coding region: 1-4863 (1620 amino acids)
Source: RefSeq, a predicted model, not a curated record